Molecule: messenger RNA, 675 nt
Organism: Rotaria sp. Silwood1
Lineage: Eukaryota; Metazoa; Rotifera; Eurotatoria; Philodinida; Philodinidae
Source: the annotation of a GenBank genome assembly
AUGGCAUCAAAAAUGACUCGAUAUCAAAGACACCGUAUGGCUGAAAAUUAUUUGGUCAUAUGGGUCGAUGGAAAUAUCGACAUGGCAAAUCAAGAUUGCCAAAAUACAAUGGAACAAUUACGUGCUGUCGUCAAUCAAGUCAAGCCAUGUGAGACAGCGGAACAAUGUAUACAACAGCUUACAGAAAAUCAAGAGGAGAUCUCAUUUGUUAUCUCCUCAGGUGCUCUUGGCCAACACCUGGUACCAGAUAUUCAUGAUAUGGCAAAAUUAAAUGCCAUUUUCAUAUUUUGUGGCAAUAAACAACGGCAUCAAGUAUGGGCGCAAAAUUGGCCGAAAAUUAAAGGUGUUCACACCUCAAUCAAACAUAUUUGUGACAAAUUGGCAACAACAAUCAAACAAUGCAAUCAAGAUCACAUGUCGUCGAUUGUUUUAUCAGCACAUGCUCCUCCAGUUGGACCAACAUGUGGACAAUGUAUAGAUGGUAAUAAAGUUGUUAAAAAUUUACCAUCUUCAGUUCAAGUUCGAGUCGUUCGUACUGUAUCAUUUGCACCUAGAAUUUAUUUAUUUAAAAAAAAAGAAAAAAAUUUCAAUACGAUUCAUAUGAUUUCAAUUCCAUUAGAUUUAAUAAAUUUUAUAAAUAAUAUUAUUAUUUUAUUAAUUUAUUUAAUAUGUUAA